Molecule: messenger RNA, 1110 nt
Organism: Malus domestica (apple)
Lineage: Eukaryota; Viridiplantae; Streptophyta; Magnoliopsida; Rosales; Rosaceae
Product: peroxidase 5-like
Biological process (GO): response to oxidative stress; hydrogen peroxide catabolic process
Cellular component (GO): plant-type cell wall; plasmodesma
Molecular function (GO): peroxidase activity; heme binding
Source: RefSeq, a predicted model, not a curated record
UUUCUAAUCUUCUCUAUACUUGCUCAAGUCUUUAGCUGUUGAAAUGGCUGCUGCCCCAAUGUUAAGAUUGUGUUUGAUAUUCUUUUUGGCCAUGUCGAUGAUGGUUUUUGUGUCAUCAGCAGCUCCGACAGUUGGGUUGUAUGGAUCAAGUUGCCCUUCUGCAGAGGCAAUCGUGAGAAAAGCCGUGACGAAAGCUGUGGCAAGGAAUCCUGGCAUCGCUGCUGGCCUCAUCAGAAUGCAUUUCCAUGAUUGUUUUGUUAGGGGUUGUGAUGCUUCUGUCCUACUUGAUUCAACUCCCGAAAACCCAUCCGAAAAAGAGCAUCCAGCAAACUUUCCAAGCCUAAGAGGGUUUGAAGUGAUUGAUGAGGCAAAGGCAGAACUCGAAGCAAAAUGUCCAAAUACCGUGUCAUGUGCUGACAUCCUUGCAUUUGCAGCUCGUGACGGCGCACUCCAAGUUGGUGGAAUAAACUAUGCAGUGCCAUCAGGUCGGCGUGACGGGAGAAUCUCCCUCCGAGAUGAGCCUAACGACCACCUGCCCCCACCUUCCUUCGACGCCAAGCAACUCGAGGAGAAUUUUGCUCGAAAAGGCCUUAGCUUGGACGAAAUGGUCACAUUGUCCGGGGCACAUUCUAUUGGUGUGACACGCUGUUCUACCAUCUUGGAUCGCUUGUAUUCCUUCAAUGCAACUCACCCUACAGAUCCAUCAAUGGAUCCCAUAUUUGCUAGAAACUUGAAGAAGAAGUGCCCUAGAUCGUCUGACGAUCCAAAAACGGUGCCACUUGAUGUUCUUACACCAAAUAAGCUAGACAAUAAGUACUACACUGAUUUGAAGAACCACCAGGGCAUGCUUGCAUCGGAUCAAACGCUUCUCACUAGCCGGUCGACGGCUGGGUUUGUAAGGAACAAUGCCAGAUUUGGUGCUGCAUGGGCUAAUAAGUUUGGAGCAGCCAUGGUGAAAAUGGGAUCUAUUGAUGUCCUCACAGGAAGACAGGGUGAAAUCAGGAAGAAUUGCAGGGUUGUCAAUUAGAAUAUCUGGGAAUUUUAUUGGCUGCAAAUUUAAUUGUAAUUAAAUUCAUUAUUAAGUUUGUUAGUAAAAUCUUUUCUGCUUGA